AUGUCCUCCACCGUGAACAACGGGGCGGCCAGCGUGCCGUCCCCACCCGACGCGGCGAACGGCUUCCCGCAGCCGGGCGCCUCGUCGGGGGCCUGGCCGCGGGCAGAGGAGGAGCUGCGCGCCGCGGAGCCCGGCCUGGUGAAGCGCGCGCACCGCGAGAUCCUGGACCAUGAGCGCAAGCGGCGCGUGGAGCUCAAGUGCAUGGAACUGCAGGAGAUGAUGGAGGAGCAAGGGUACUCAGAGGAGGAGACCCGGCAGAAGGUCAGGACUUUCCGGCAGAUGCUGAUGGAGAAGGAGGGAAUGCUCACCAGGGAGGACCGGCCUGGGGGCCACAUCGUGGCGGAGACCCCGCGGCUGAUCGAGGGCGCCGAGCUGGGCCUGGAGUACGCGCCCUUCGACGAGGACGACGGCCCGGUGGACUGCGACUGCCCCGCCUCCUGCUACCGCGGGCACCGGGGGGACAGGACCAAGCACUGGUCUAGCAGCUCUGCGUCUCCCCCUCCCAAGAAGAAGAAGAAAAAGAAAGGCGGCCACCGGAGAAGCCGCAAAAAAAGGAGACUAGACUCUGAGUGCAGCUGUGGGAGCUCCUCACCCCUUCGCAAGAAGAAGAAGAGUGUGAAGAAACACCGCCGAGACAGGUCUGAAUCUGGGUCCCGGAGGAAGAGGCGGCACAGAUCUCGAAGCCCCAAGAGCAAAAGAAAAGAAAAGAACAAAGAAAGGAAAAGGCCACACGCAGAGUCUCCAGGCCGCAGGUCCCAUCGUCACAGCAGCGGCAGCUCCCACAGCCCCUCCCUGUCCUCCCAUUACAGUAAUUCCAGAUCACCCAGCAGGCUAAGCCCCAAGCACCGAGACGACGGGCGGAAGACGGGUAGCCGGCGGUCCAGCGGGAGCCGGUCGCCGUCCCCAUCCGGCGGCAGCGGGUGGGGGUCGCCCCAGCAGAACGGUGGCAGCAGGCAGCGGAGCGGAGCGCACGGGGGCCGCCCGGGCUCGGCGCAGAGCCUGCUCGAUGUACGUACGCUUGGCUUUGCGGAGGGUUCCCGCGCCGAGCGGGGUCGGGGGCGGGGCGGGGUCGCGCCGGGUCGCCGCGGGGUAGGGGCCAGUGAGUGCGAGGGGGCCGGCCGCUCCCCGCUCCCCGGGGCCCUGCCCCGCACCGGAGCGGCCAGGAGGGCCGGGUGGUUUCGCCCCGCUGGCCUUAGUGUCGGGCGCCGCAGGGGCCGCCGGCGCGCCCGGCCCGCGCCGCUCCGGGGUUCGUCGCGCUCGCUCAGCAGGGCCCGCUCCAGCAGCGACUCGGGCGGCGGCGCCCCCGACCCCGGGCCCGAGCCCGGCUCCGAGCGAGGCCACGGCGGGCACGGGAAACGGGCCAAGGAGCGGGCCCCGCGCGCCCGGCCCGCCAGCUCCUCGCCGUCCCCGGACAGGCACGGCGGGCCCGAGGGGAGGAGCUCGUCGCGCAGCCCGGGCCCGCACCCGCGCUCCUGGAGCUCCAGCCGCUCGGCCUCCAAAUCCCGCUCGCGCUCGGCAGAGAAGAGGGCCCGCAGCCCCAGCCGCUCGCCGUCGCCCAAGAAAACCCUGGGUCGGGACAAGGACGCGGAGAGCCGCGCGAGGCACGCCGAGGCCGAGGCCGCCCGCGCCCGGCGCCGCUCCCGCAGCUACUCGCCCAUCCGCAAGCGGCGCCGGGACUCGCCCAGCUUCAUGGAGCCGCGGCGCAUCACCAGUGCCCGGAAGCGUCCCAUCCCCUACUACCGACCCAGCCCCUCGUCCUCCUCCAGCUGCCUGAGCAGCGACUACUCAAGCCGGAGCCCCAGUCACAGCCCCAGCCCCGGCCACAGCCACGGAAGCUACAGCAGCCGCAGUCGGACCCGCAGCCGCACGCGAAGUCCCUCCCAGACCCCCACUCCCAGCUACCACAGCCGGAGCAGCUCAGAGAGUGGGGGCUUCUGAGCCCAGCGAACCCAGCUUCAUGCCCCCUGGCACAGGGCAAGGCCAGGGCUCUGGCCCCAGGAGCCGUGGGAGGCGGUGGGGCCUGCACCCCACUGCGACAAAGAGGUCCCGGGACAGGGGAAGACCUUGAGGGUGGUGGGUGCCCUGAAGACAAAGAGGAGCUGGAUUCUGCUGCUUCUAGAGGGUCCCCACCCCACCUCCUGUUCACCCACCCAGUCCAGGGAACAAAGAGCCGUUUUGAACACAGGGAUCAUCACCCUUUCCUGCUUGAUGCCAGCUCACCAGGCUGAGGACCUCAGUCCAGUGGAGCCAGGGACACCCUCUUAAAAGUGCCAGACCUGGGAGCCUCCCCUGCCACUCCAUAGGGCCCUCAGUUCCUCUCCAGCGCUGGGCCGACACGGAGUGGGACAGCAGGCUGGAGCUAAGUUAGACAAAAGGAGGGACGGCCUAACCCUUGGUGCACCACCCUCCAGGCUGGGGAACCCCUUCCUUCUGAGCUGGCUGCAGGAGGACCCUGGCUGCAGGCUGGAGGCUGGCCCCACGGCCUCCGCAAACCCCUUCCCUGGCCCAAGAGUGCCCAGACUGGGUGGGGCCCCUGAGCCUCAGCCUGUGGGCCCAGGGAGCUCACCCUUGGCCCCACCUCUCCAGGCCAGGCUCUCCCCUCCAGCCGUUGCCCCGUGCUCUUCUGGGCCAGGGCUUUGCCAGCCAGGCCAUCUGCGUGAUCCGAGGUGGGCCCUACAGACCCCAGCUGCCUCUGACGCUGAGAUCAAACGGGGUCUGGGUCAGGAGGUGGAAGAGAGAAGGGGGGGAUGGAGGAGGAGCCUGUGGGGGGGAAAGCAGUGCAGUGGGAGGACCAAGCGGGCUCCGGAGCCCCGGCGUGCCCCGUGGCUGGGACCUGGGCCAGGUGGCGCAGGCAUAGGAUGACGUGCACUCCAGGGUGUGCCCACGCGAGCAGGGAGCCAGGGGGAGCACUCGUUCCUCCUCUCCCAGAGAGGGGUGCUACAGCCCUUCGAAGGAAGGGUAGACUCUAGACUGAGGGUGGUGGCCUGGGGCACGGGCAGACGGACGGAUGGGGAAACGGUGAGCCCCCAGCCCUCUCCUGCUGCUCCCAGCCCGCUCCUCCCGGGGCCCUCAGGGAUCUCACAAAGUCUUCCUUGGCCCAACAGGGCAGACGCCCUGGGCUCCAGUGGGGGGAGGGGUCUGGGGUCUGAUCCGGGUUUCCUCCCCCCACCCCCAAUUUCCGCUUCCUUCUCCGCGGUGCGGACAGAAAUUGGACUCUAAAUAAUAAACACUCGGUGCCCGGACGGCAGGUGGUGAGA
Messenger RNA from Odocoileus virginianus texanus, 3257 nucleotides. Lineage: Eukaryota; Metazoa; Chordata; Mammalia; Artiodactyla; Cervidae. The record is from RefSeq and is a predicted model, not a curated record.